Schizophyllum commune H4-8 is the source of this 821-nucleotide messenger RNA. RefSeq lists its product as uncharacterized. The transcript has 2 exons. Bases 18 to 821 code for a protein of 267 amino acids. The record is from RefSeq and is a predicted model, not a curated record. NCBI's taxonomy places the organism in Eukaryota, Fungi, Basidiomycota, Agaricomycetes, Agaricales, Schizophyllaceae.
UCACCUGUCCCACUCGAAUGUCUGUCUCUGCUGCCUGUAAUACUCUCAGAAAACCCACUCAAGACGUACCUUGGGACAUCGUAGUAGAGAUACUUCUGCACGCAGCAUAUGCGGACUUCCAGCAUGCAUUACAACUCGUCUACGUGUCGAAGGACGUUCAGAGACUCAUAGAACCCAUCAUAUACAACAGCGUCGUGCUCGACCACCCCGUCCGCGAUGCCCUCUACGCGCGCGUCAAGUCCUUCAUGAUCGCCCUCGACUCCAAGCCCGCCACCUUCUUCACCCGUGCGGUCAAGAACCUCUACAUUCACUCUAUUGUCCCGUCCGCCGACGCCGUCCGCAUCCUCGCCGCCUGCACCGGCGUCGUCAACCUCGUCUGCUGGAAGGACUGGCGCAUCCGCCUCGCGCCGCUCGUCCGCGCCAUGCCCCUCCGCAGCCUCACGACGCACUUCGUCGGUUUCUCAUCCUGUCUGCCGCAAGGCGCCGACCCUGCCUCCCGCCCCGCUUGGUGCGGCACGCUCGAGUACCUCGAGGUCGCGUACUGGGGCUCCGCGCCGCUCGACACGCUCCCCCUCCCCGACCUCGAGCCCCUGGGCGCGCUGCGCGAGCUGAACGUGCGCGGGUUCAGCCGCCCGUCGCCGCGCGUGAUGGACGUGCUGCUGUCGCCGCCGCGGCUGCAGUGCCUGCGCGUGAUGCUGCUGCAGCUGCCGGACAUACACACCGCGGGGAAGGUGAAGUACUUGGCGAGCCGGGCGCACGAAGGGGCAUCGCUGUGGAAGAAUUACGUGGAGGGGGCGUAUCCCCAUUGCUGGAGCUUGUAA